Molecule: messenger RNA, 1095 nt
Organism: Striga asiatica
Lineage: Eukaryota; Viridiplantae; Streptophyta; Magnoliopsida; Lamiales; Orobanchaceae
Source: the annotation of a GenBank genome assembly
AUGUCCCUCAAUCUUUUUGCCCACGCCAAAUCAAAAUUCAAAUCCUUCCUAAAUUUGUGCACAACUUCUACCAUCAAGGAUGAGAGCAAGUUUUUGGUUUCGCAGCGUGUAGUACCACGGGAAGUGGGCGAGGGAUCUUUACAUUUCUCGAUAAUUUCGAUCAAGGAUGAACUUCCUCAAGUCGAAAAACAUCUCGAAUAUCCAAUGGCCCAGGAUAAUCACCUUCCCUCAUCUAUUUGCAAUGGUUUGGUGCUGCUUUUGGUACCAGCAUCAUAUUAUCCAGUUACCUUCAAAAUGAAACAGCCUAUCAUCAAAAUGAGAAAGCCUUCAGGGGAGGCUUUGUGGAACCCGACCACAAGGGAAUUCAAAAUCCUUCCUCCACCACCCUCAUCCUUUGACAAAAGGUGUAAGAAGAUGUUCUACGGUUAUUUUGGUUUCGGGUUUGAUUCGGCUUCUGAGGAUUACAAGGUGAUAAGAUUGUUGAAGCUCGGUGAUGGCGAAACUGAAGAUUACCCACUCACUCCAGCUGUGAUGGCCGAAGUUUAUUCGCUCAGAAGUAAUUCAUGGAAACAAGUCAGUGUCGUUCAUCCUUUAAAUAUUCCACGACACUCUGGUGUUCACGUAAAUGGCACUUAUUACUGGUUAAAUCUCUCGGAUCCUUGGUUUAUAGUGUCUUUUGACUUUGCCACUGAGAAGUUUGCUUCCUCUCUUAUCCCUGCGCCCCCGAGUGACAAGCUCAUUGAAAGAUGUGCAUAUUAUGAUAAUAUCGAGCUCGUGGAAUAUUGUGGGUCGCUCGGUGCUAUUGUUAUCUCUGGUGAAGACAUAUUGUCAAGAUCACUAGAAGAAACGCGUAGUUUGGAAAUUUGGGUUUGGGAUGGCUCGUGGUCCCUGGUGUCCACGCUCACCGUCCCUCGUUUUGUGGGUUUAUGGACCCUCGUUGGGAGUGAUAAAUUUAUUUUUUCGGACUCGAUUGGUAGACCGAUGUUUUAUGAUUUUGCGACGAGCAAGUUGAAGAAGAUACACGGUUUGCCUAUUUCUUCUAGGAUGGCGCACAUUUUCCCUUUUGUCGAGAGCAAUGUUUCGCUAGACGGUUGA